GAAUGGGUCACAACCCGAAUCCGCUACUUGAGAGAGAGUCCUCUCUGGCCCUCUAUUUGCUCAGUCCUGGCUUCGAAACAACGCGUGAAUAUUGUGAUGUUACCCUACAUCAGUGGUUGUCAUUGGACUGCUUCUUCAGAGUUCCGAUAUAUGCGUCGAAGUAUUCUGGACUGGCACUUGGUAUAGAGACUGUAGACAAGCAUGUCUUUUCCUACAGUCUCAAAGUAUCUCUUACUUCUCAUAGACUCACACACCGAGAACGUACCCAUCCUCAUCCUCACUAGCCAUCCACUCACCCUUCAUGUACACACGGACGGUGGCCCACCAUAGCUCUUUGGUCUCAUUGUUGACCAAGCCUUGCACUGUUCACACACCCCUCCCCCUUCUCUCCAGAUACGUACACUGUAGACCGGCGCGGCACCGAAUACCGAAUUCCAGAUGCGACGGACUGGGAUGGACGACCAACUGACUCCAUAUGCAGGUACUCGCUCUCAUGUCUUCGUCCACCCGUGCCGGGCCAGCGUUGACAUUAACACACAUCGUCAUUGGUUCCAGCCCAGGGUUCUCGCGCUCUCGUUUCCCCAUGGUUCCAUCGGCUCUCCAUGUACGUACCAUGUUGUCUACAAGAGUGUCUGCUUCCACACACACACACACACACACACACACACACACACACACACACACACACACACACACACACACACCUUCCCCUGUCUCCUGUCCUGUUUCUGGUCAUUGCAGAAUCAUCACAUCUCUUUCUGGUGCCGUCUUCGGAGAUCUUUUGGCGAUGCUUCGCUCUCACACCAAAGACUAAGGAUAUAUAAGUUGCCCUUGCCCACCCUCGCCUCCUCGAUCACGCUACUGCCCUCCACCUCCACGUCUCCCUCUUCGCCUCUUCAUCCCACAGAUCCAUCUACAACACUAUUCUCAGUUCUCACACUAGUUCGCCAUCCAUCAACGUCACCGUGAUCCUUGUAUCGCCACACCAAUCUCACGAACCAUCUCAUCUACUGUGAAUCAUCGUCAACAACGAAAUCGUGAAGAGUAUCCUAAACACACAUCUACGCAAUGGACAGCACAUCACCAGAACUCCCGCCAUACGCCAUGCCCGUCGACUUCUCCUCAAUGGCUGGCACAACCCCCUACGACAUCAUCGCCGCGCAGUUCGCCUCACGCAUCAACUCCAACGAGAACGGCUACUGCACUCCGACGUCACUAUGGUCUAGCCCUCACAGCCCGACCUCCAGCAUCGAUCACAGCAAGGCAGAAGACUCGCACGAUGACGCACACUCCCCCACCAGCGGAUCCGAAGAGUCUUCAAAGCUCCAGAAAGGAAGACGGGGCAACAGAUAUAAGAACUGCAGCGAGUCAGUGCUAUCAAAGCGCCGCGCCCAGAACCGCGCCAACCAGCGCGCCUACCGAAAGCGCAAGGAGUCCCGUCUCGAGGAGCUCCAGGCCCAGAUCCAGGACAUGAGUCAGAAGAACGACGCGCUCUGCUGUGCUUACAGACUCCUGGCCAACGAGUGCUACAGGCUCCGCGCGAGCCAGCAGAUGCCUAAUGCUGUUGCGGGGCAGAUUCCGGCGUGGGACUUGAUGAACAACACCAACGCCAACAACGGGGCCGGGAGCUUGGCAUUGGACAUGUCUGCGCUCGACGCAUACCGCAUCGUCCCUCCUCCCGUCUCGACCUCGAGUCCCGUCCCCGAGUCAUAUCUCGACUAUCCCGGGAGCCCCGAUAAGUUGUGGAGCCCCUAUUGAUCGCGAAUCCAGCGGGCUGCGGAAGAGGGGGGGAAUGGAUCGUCGGGAUCGGGAUUUGAGACCGGGUGUUGUUGGGAGCCGGUGAUUGCGGGGAUAACGACUUGUGGGAGCUCUAUUGUCUCAUUUUUUCUUCAUUGUCUUUUGACGAUCUUGAUAGGGCUUUCUAGAGUGGGGGGGUAUUUCCCUGUUUCUAUGGAUGGCUUCAGGAUCGAACGAGCGAGUCUUUGUGGGAUUUUUUUGCGAAUGGAGUCUGGUGUUUUAUUCAGUACCCAUUUCUUUUUCUAAGAUAAUUUUUGUUAAGACACGAGAGUCUCGACACGGCAGCCAUGCCCAAUACCUCCGCCAAGUUCGUGUAUUUCACGAAGCUUUUUGGUAGAUGAAUCAAACAAAUGAAAAAAUUUCAAUC
Molecule: messenger RNA, 2164 nt
Organism: Colletotrichum scovillei
Lineage: Eukaryota; Fungi; Ascomycota; Sordariomycetes; Glomerellales; Glomerellaceae
Exons: 3
Coding region: 1069-1758 (229 amino acids)
Cellular component (GO): RNA polymerase II transcription regulator complex
Molecular function (GO): transcription cis-regulatory region binding; DNA-binding transcription activator activity, RNA polymerase II-specific
Source: RefSeq, a predicted model, not a curated record